Molecule: messenger RNA, 730 nt
Organism: Ruditapes philippinarum (Manila clam)
Lineage: Eukaryota; Metazoa; Mollusca; Bivalvia; Venerida; Veneridae
Product: perlucin-like
Exons: 6
Coding region: 79-630 (183 amino acids)
Molecular function (GO): signaling receptor activity
Source: RefSeq, a predicted model, not a curated record
AACGAGAUACAGGAGAUAAAAAGGACAGGAAGCCUAUUAUCUGUGACACUUUUAAGAACAGUAAUAACAAAGAUUGGCAUGGCUGUAGUUUGUUUUGUAUUGGUUUUAAUCUGCACAUACGUGUGCCAGAAUUCAGCUUUAAGAUUGGAAUCGAAAGAGCGUCGUCAUUUGGAAAGUCCACUCUUCCAUGAUUGUCCAAAAGGAUUUUCUAGGUUUGGUAACUCAUGCUUUCACGCUGCGCAUGAUCUCGCCAACUGGCCUGAAGCUGUUGUAUACUGCCAAGUAUAUGGUUCCCAUUUAGCAUUUAUAGAAUCUGAAGCCGAGAGCCAGUUUGUGACAGCUUAUCUCAAGAAUUUUAGCGCUUCCGCCACAGACAAAGACCAUUACUACUGGAUCGGCGGAACUGAUGCCGUCUCGGAGGGCAGUUGGUACUGGAUUAACGUUGUCAAACCAAUAACCUACACCAACUGGGGAGCUGGUGAACCUGAUAACAGCCCCGCCAUGUCAUCUCAUCACCAGGACUGCUUGGCUAUUUUCGAAUCCUCCGGUAAAUGGGAUGACGGAUGGUGUGAAACACGACAUAACUUCCUCUGUGAAAUAGAUCUGGAUGUGGAAGAAAUUGUUGGUUAAAAACUCUCUUUGUAUAUAUAAAAUAUAUCCAAGUCUCGAAGAAAACAAUGAAAUAACUUGUUUUUGAAAUAAAAUUGUAGAAUAAAUGUUAAAGUUGCAA